UUAUUUUUCUAUUUUGGGAUUUAUUUUCGCAUUUAAAUCCCGCAUUGAUUCACUUGGACGGACCGGGGUGAGCGGAUGGGCUGAAGCUGUGUGAGCUCAGCAGCAUCAGACUGUGGGUUUAGUUGGAUAGAGGCUCCAGUGCCAACGCCUUUUCCCCCCCUCUCUCUCUCUUUCUCUUUCUCUUCCUCUCCUCCGGCUGGGAAACUUCAGCUCACCGACCCAGGAGCUGCUGGACGGCGUUUCCUCUUCAGCUUCGGUCGAUGAUCUGCUGAAAUCACAAUCCGACACUUGAGAAGUAGUUUCAGAGUCAAAAUGGGCUGCACGAUCAGCGCCGAGGACAAAGCUGCGGUGGAGAGGAGUAAGAUGAUUGAUAAAAACAUCCGAGAAGACAGAGAGAAAUCGUCCAGAGAAGUGAAACUGCUUCUUCUCGGUGCCGGGGAAUCGGGGAAGAGCACAAUAGUAAAGCAGAUGAAGAUCAUUCACGAAGAUGGCUACUCAGAAGAAGAGUGCCGGCAGUACAAGGUGGUGGUGUACAGCAACACCAUCCAGUCCAUCAUGGCCAUCAUCAAGGCCAUGGGCCAGUUAAAGAUAGAUUUUGUGGAUGCUGCACGGGCGGACGAUGCCCGCCAGCUGUUCGCCCUGGCGAGCUCAGCGGAGGAAGGGGUGAUGUCCGCAGAGCUGACGCGUGUCAUUCGGAGGCUGUGGAGCGACGGCGGCGUUCAGGCCUGCUUCGAUCGAUCACGAGAGUAUCAGCUCAAUGACUCGGCUGCAUACUACCUGAAUGACUUGGACAGGAUCUGCCAGCCGAACUACAUCCCGACUCAGCAGGACGUUUUGCGCACGCGCGUGAAGACCACCGGUAUCGUGGAAACGCACUUCACCUUCAAAGAUCUCUACUUCAAGAUGUUUGAUGUCGGGGGUCAGCGCUCAGAGAGGAAGAAGUGGAUCCAUUGUUUUGAGGGAGUCACAGCCAUAAUUUUCUGCGUAGCGCUCAGUGACUAUGACCUCGUCUUGGCCGAGGAUGAGGAGAUGAACCGGAUGCACGAGAGCAUGAAGCUCUUCGACUCCAUCUGCAACAACAAGUGGUUCACUCUAACCUCCAUCAUCCUCUUCCUCAACAAGAAGGACUUGUUUGAAGAGAAGAUCAGCAGGAGUCCGCUCAAUAUCUGCUACCCAGAGUACACUGGUGGACACUCGUAUGAGGAGGCCGCCGCUUACAUCCAGUGCCAGUUCGAAGACUUGAACAAGCGAAAGGACACCAAGGAGAUCUACACCCACUUCACGUGUGCCACAGACACCAAGAAUGUGCAGUUUGUGUUUGACGCUGUCACCGACGUCAUCAUCAAGAUCAACCUGAGGGAGAUCGGGCUCUACUGAAGUGUCACCCGACCCAUGCAGUUAUCAGAAGAAUCAGGACUUCUGGGAUGUCUUGUCUGCAGACGGUGAAAUGGAAAGUAGGUGUUAGUAAGGACUAAGCUGGUGGCCAUGGUGCAUGCAGGAUCUCAACUGCACAAAAUUUGGGGACCUGCGACUAUGAUCACCUUUGUCUUAAUAGAUAUUAAGAUGAUAAGUGCUCUGGGAAGAAGUAAGUGGAGGAGGCUUGUGAAAUGAUUGCUGUGAGUCCUGACAUAUUUAAGAUCUUUGCCUCGUUCAGGCAGGCAAAUCCUCUCAGACGUCUCUCACUUGUUUAUAGUUUGUCAUCUGCACAAGGACCAAAAACCGACCUGCCUGUUCAUCAGAUCCACUGCAUUUCACAGUAGUUUCACAACUAAAAUGUAAAUUUUGCUCUGUUGUGUUGCUUCUUCUCCUAGCUGUGAGUCUGUAUCACGUUGCUUAUAUUUGCAUUUCUUACAUUUUAUUUUCAUUUUUACCUGCCGUUAUGAUGUCCCCAUUUGGAUGUAUGAAUGCCAUAGCGUAUGUAUGGAGCAGAGUUUGGUGUGAGCAGUUGUAUGUACAGUAUAUAAUGUAAUCAUUUGAGCCUAGUUAGCUAGAGUUUAAUGGACUCGGUAGCAUCAUUGCUGUGUAAGAAGCCUUUCAGUUAAACUAGACCACAAUGUACUGAACAAUAUUUUUAUUCUUGAGACACGUCACUGCAAAUCAGUUUGUGAGGGGACAUCUUGAUAUUCAUGUGUGUGUUGUCUUGUUUUCAUUGGACUUUAAAUAAGACUAAAAAUAUUCAAGCAA
This is a messenger RNA of Mugil cephalus (flathead mullet), 2184 nucleotides long. RefSeq names its product guanine nucleotide binding protein (G protein), alpha inhibiting activity polypeptide 3 (gene gnai3). Gene Ontology annotation, molecular function: GTPase activity; GTP binding; G protein-coupled receptor binding. Gene Ontology annotation, biological process: adenylate cyclase-modulating G protein-coupled receptor signaling pathway. The transcript has 9 exons. The record is from RefSeq and is a predicted model, not a curated record. Gene Ontology annotation, cellular component: heterotrimeric G-protein complex. NCBI's taxonomy places the organism in Eukaryota, Metazoa, Chordata, Actinopteri, Mugiliformes, Mugilidae. Bases 313 to 1377 code for a protein of 354 amino acids.